AUGGGUAUUCCUCAUUUGAAUAGUUUCUUGCAACCAUACACGACGCACGAGAAUCUGAAUGGUUGGACUGUAGUCAUCGACGGUAAUGCUCUAGCUUAUCACAUUUACUAUCUUUGUGUCGCUCGAAGGUAUGACGCUCGGAAUACACUCGAGGGCCUGCCACAGAAUUUGGAGAUUGCAGCGACGGUGAUAGAAUGGCUAGAAUGGCCAGUGUUUGAAGUAAGCUUACACUGGAAUAGUGGAAAGAUAUACUUUGAUGGAUUUCUUCCUCCAUCAAAAAUGAGGACACGCUCACUACGUCUUGGCCGACUAACCAGUCAAUACUCAAAUUACUACAAAACACACAAUGCUUUUCGCCAUACGCAACUGAAAGAACUGGGUGAAAUGACUUUGUUUGGGGUCAGCAUAGGAGCUACAAAGCCUUGCUUAUGCCCACCACCUCCAUAUCUAGUCCCUGUAAUCUUAGAGACACUUUAUUAUUCAAAAAAUUAUAGCAACUUGAUUGAAGUCGUUCCCUGGGAGGCAGACUUUUACUGCGCACAGUAUGCAAAGGAGCAUGGGGUACUAGUUUUAUCAGGCGAUUCUGACCUUCUAAUAUACGAUCUUGGACCGCAGGGAGCAGUUGCUUUCUUCAAAGAUAUUAAGCAGUCGAUCCCAAACCGAGAACUCUCCGCAGCAGUAUACAAGCCAACGGAAAUCGUCAAGCGACUCGGUCUAGAUAAGUCACAUGGCCUGAAGCCUUUUGCUUUUGAAUUACUCAUGGCUUCUACUCCCAAAUUCUCUGAUAUCAGAAAGCGAGCAAUUUCUCUCCGAGCUCUAGAAAUACAUCCAAUUAAAUAUAAAGAGACUUUCGAUGAAUACAAUAUUUCGUUUCCAGAAUACGAUUCUAAAUCAAAAUCAUCAAAUUCGAGGAGCCUAACUUAUCUUCAAGCCCUUGACCCAAGAGUUUCUGAAUAUGUUCUGCAGUUUCCUACUUUUGCAAAGGUAGCCAAACAGCCACUAAUUAAUAACUCUACAGAGAAGCAUGUGUAUCGCAUAUUUCUACCGUUUCUUCUCGAUUCCCCAGCUCGCACUAGCGGAUGGGAAAUAGCAUCUGCUACACGACAGCUAGCCUACGGCUUGAUUAAUCUAGCCCUACCAGCAGAAGAGCGAAUAGCAAGCGUUGUGGAGCAUAAGAGGCAACACGCCAAAUUCGGUGGACGAGAGCUUGGGCUGCCUACCACGCUUGAAAUAUCUACAGCAUGUUCAGAGAUUUGCUCAAACUUUUCGAAAUUUAGAGAAAAAUUCAAGCACCUUUGCAACCGUCAAAUUUGGAUUGUUAUGGCUAUACUACAAGAGAUCGAAUGGUCGCAAUUUAACAAUAAAUUACCCAUGACUCUCCUUGCAGUAAAACAUGUUGCAAAGUUUUUUAGUACCUCAAUGAGAGAGCGAGCUUACCACUGGGAUCUUAUACAUUACUUGGCACAAAUAGAUGCCUCUUUUUACUCAUACCGUAUACUUCAGCAAGUUAGUCGUACUGUUAUUGCUCAAGGUCAACAGGAUAAUCUGCCGGCCGCUUUAUUUCAUCUUUCGAAAUUAUUAGAAAGCUUGCCAAAAAUCUGCGAAUUUCCCGAUCGUGAUUCAAUAAUUUCAUUUUUCCAUGAUAACCUCUCUAAUAUCUCUUCAAUGGCGAAUAAUUGA
Blumeria graminis f. sp. triticale is the source of this 1680-nucleotide messenger RNA. The record is from the annotation of a GenBank genome assembly. NCBI's taxonomy places the organism in Eukaryota, Fungi, Ascomycota, Leotiomycetes, Helotiales, Erysiphaceae.